Messenger RNA from Hyla sarda, 4849 nucleotides. Its product is annotated as protocadherin gamma-B3-like. The transcript is spliced from 5 exons. Lineage: Eukaryota; Metazoa; Chordata; Amphibia; Anura; Hylidae. Gene Ontology annotation, molecular function: calcium ion binding. Gene Ontology annotation, biological process: homophilic cell-cell adhesion. The coding region runs from base 208 to 3012 and encodes 934 amino acids. Gene Ontology annotation, cellular component: plasma membrane. The record is from RefSeq and is a predicted model, not a curated record.
AACUAGAGGAUUCUAUAAGCUCUGAUAAACAAUGCCAGGAUUUUACUCUGCAAUUGUGUCUUUAUGGUACUCUGGAUAUUAUUUUUCCUGGAUUAUUAAGGAUAUGCAGUACCAAUCUCCAUGCUUUAUUAAAAUGGAUUAGCUGCUCUGUAUUCAAGAUGUGCUGAGGGGAAAAAAGGGACGGCUUUCAGACAAGGCUUUUCUGCAAUGAUUCAUCCAGCAGGUUACCGUGUUUUGCAAGUAGGAAUUCUGCAUCUCUUUCCUUUGUGGCUGCUCGUAAACCUUACAUAUGCACAGUUCCGAUACUCUAUCCCCGAGGAGCUGAACAGGGGUGAAAUUGUUGGGAAUAUCGCUAAGGAUCUUGGAACAGAUGUGGCAAAACUAGUAGCUGCUAAUCUCCAGGUACUUUCUGAUUCCGAUUCCCAAUAUUUCUCUAUAAAUGUAAACAAUGGAGCCAUAUUGGUGAAUGACAGAAUAGACAGGGAGCUGCUUUGUGGACAGAGUAUUACAUGUAUUUUAAAUCUAAAAUUUGCCAUAGAGAAUCCAGUAGAAGUGUACAGGAUUGAGGUUGAAAUAUUAGAUAUAAAUGAUAAUUCCCCCCGAUUCCAGAGUGAAGAGCUGACUUUAAAAAUAAAUGAGUUGGCUUCCCCCGGUGCUAGGUUUUUAAUUCCAAAUGCACAGGAUCCAGAUAUAGGCUCAAAUGCAUUGCAGGAAUACCAUCUUAGCCCAAGUGAAAAUUUUGCUCUUAUUGUAAAAAAACGCACGGAUGGUAGCAAAUUUCCUGAGUUAGUUCUUGAAAAGGCUCUGGAUAGGGAGCAGACAGCAGUCCACCACCUGGUCCUCAAAGCAGAGGAUGGUGGAGUACCAUGUAGAUCGAGCACCAUGCAGAUUACAAUUAUCGUUCUAGAUGCCAAUGAUAACCAUCCGGCAUUCGAUCAACCAUCUUAUAAUGUCCAGCUAAAAGAAAAUGCCCCCAAAAAUUCUUUAGUUAUAAAACUAAAUGCCACUGACUUAGAUGAAGGGCCUAAUGGAGAAAUUGAGUACUUCUUUAGCAGUCAUAACUCGGAGGCCUUAAGCAAUAUUUUUCAGCUCAAUUCAGAAACUGGUGAAAUCCGAGUGCUUGGAAAUUUAGAUUUCGAAGAGAUUUCAGUUUAUGAGAUUGAUAUUGAGGCUAGAGAUAAAGGAAGUCCCAUUAUGGAAGAGCAUUGCAGUGUAAUUGUUCACAUUAUUGAUGUGAAUGACAACACCCCUGAAAUGACUAUAAGUGCUUUUUCUAGUUCAGUUCCAGAAGACUCACCAGCUGGGACAGUAGUUGCCGUAAUAACUAUUAAAGACAAAGAUCAUGGUGAUAAUGGUAGGGUACAGUGCCAAGUAGACAAAAAUCUCCCCUUCACCGUUAGGGAGGACUUUGAGCACCAAUUUUCCUUGAUCACUAGCGAUAAUUUAGACAGAGAAAGUGUUUCGGAGUACCAGAUAACCAUUUCUGCAAAGGAUAUGGGAAACCCCCCUCUUUCUACUGUGAAAGUGAUAUCAGUUGCAGUUUCGGACGUGAAUGAUAACACCCCUCAGUUUGUUGAACCCGUAUAUGAAGUCUUUGUGGAAGAAAAUAACAAAGCUGGUGAGUUACUUUGUACUGUCUCUGCUAUGGACCCAGACUUGGACCAGAAUUCACGACUCUCUUAUUCCAUAUUACAAAACCCUAAAGAGGACUAUGCUAGUUCUUCUCACAUAUACAUCAAUUCAGAAAAUGGACAAGUCUACCUUAAAUUUCCUCUAGAUUAUGAAAGAAUCAACUACUUCCAGUUCCAGAUAGAAGUCUCCGAUGCUGGCUCUCCACCCCUUAGAAAUAAGACUGUUGUACACGUUUUUGUUUUAGAUCAAAAUGAUAAUUCACCGGUAGUUGUAUUUCCUGUGAUCGGAGCCAAUUCUGUUGCCCAGUGUAAGAUCCCACGUUCUACUGGACCAAAUGUUAUGGUAAGCAAGAUAUCUGCUGUAGACCAUGAUUCAGGACGGAACGCAUGGCUUUCCUACAACUUACUUGAAGCAACAGAUCCUACUCUAUUUAGCAUUGUUAUGAGAACUGGUGAAAUAAGAACUAAACGUGCAAUCCAAGAUGUGGAUCCUAAUGUGCAUGAGCUUCUUCUACUUGUGAAAGAUUCUGGAGAACCUUGUUUAUCAACCUCGGUAACAGUAAUGAUGACCCUAGAAGACAAAGACCUAGAAGUUUCCCAGGGUGUUAAAGACCAUUCUAAAAAAAGGAAUAUUUCUAGUCUCACCUUAUAUCUGAUUGUCUGUUUGAUAGUGAUCUCUGUCAUCUCACUCAUUGGUUUGGCUGCCCUUGGAAUUAAAAUUCACAAAUGUGAGAACAAGAAUUUUCCUCUCUGCUGUCGACAAAACCAAAAGAAAGGUGUGGUAGCAGGCUCCAAGCUCCAUGGAACUUUUCAACUACACCCCAGUCUUUGUAACACCAUUAUAGGGGUUCGAGUGGAUUGUGCUGGAAAUAUCCCAUCAAAUCGAAGGGUCAGAACAUGUUUCUCCCCAGUCUCAGAUAUUAGUGAGUUUAUGUUUAUGAGGCCACCUCAUGUCACUGCUAGUUCCUCCUCCCCGGGAAUACUGGUUCCAGAUCCUAACUUCUCCAUUGCUUCCAAUGAGCAGGCCCAAGCCAACAUGGACUGGCACUUUUCACAGGCGCAGAGACCUGGGACCAGUGGUGCACAACCUUCUGAGGAGGCUGGUGUCUGGCCGAACAACCCUGUAGAAACGGAAAGGCUUCAAGCAAUGAUUUUGGCAUCGGCAACCGAAGCUGCUGAAAGUUCCAAUAUUGGAGGAGGAACGGGGACAAUGGGUCUCGGAGCCUGCUAUGGACCCCAGUUUACUCUGCAGCACGUACCUGACUACAGACAAAACAUAUAUAUUCCAGGCACUGCUACUCUCAAUGCUGCCAUGAAACAGGAAGCGAAGGGCCCGACACCUUCAGGAGCAAACAAGAAAAAAGCAGCGAAAAAGAAAUAGCAUUCUGCGCCAGUAGAGCGCUUAACCCCAGCCAAAUCAAGAUGAAUGUCAUUGUUACAAUGAAAGGCAAAAAAAAAAAGAAAAAACAGAAGGGCAAUGGUCAUUGUUUAUAGGAAACAAGAUGAUUGAUGAUGCUAGUAGAACUUACUCUGGAGCCGGUAAAGUUAUUUUUAAUACAUGCAAUGAUAAUUUGUAUUACUCAGUCUUUUAAUCUUUUUUGCCUGUCCUAUAAAACUCCCCUACUAAUAAAAAAUAAAAAAUAAUAAUAAUACAAAAAAACAUUAAAAAAAAAAAAAAAUCAAUGAUGAAAAAAAAGUCGAUAGACUCUAAAACUUUUGCACUUAAUAUUUCCUUUUUAAAAUGGUAUCCUUGACCAAUUCUAAUGAUGACAUUUAUUGUAACGGUAUAUUAUUCUUAAUGAUAUAUUAGAAGAUAAUGCUCUUUUGUGUUAUGUUAUAUAAUAGUAUUGAUGUUACGGAGUACAGAGCACACGUUUUUCGUCUUUUAGGACAUUUCUAUACAAAAAAUGUUAACUACGUCAGAGCCCUUACUAUCUAGCCAAAGCUCCUGGUAUACAAUCUAAACUAUAAAAUAAGAUAUUUACUCCAUCGCAACUCAAACCAAUGGCUACCACUGUUACAUAAAAAAAAGGUUUCGCUGAACAGACGCGCGUAAGUUUGUGCAGUAUGCGAUACACGUGUAUCUAGGAAGGUGUGGUAUAUGGACCUGGCUUACAAGGUAUUAUCCAGAACGUGGAUCUUCCGUCCCUAAUAUAACAAUACGGAUGGAUCGACAUAAAAGAAGGCAAUACCCAGGAAAAGUUAUACAAACAUUCUAUAUUUUGAUAUUCAAAAGACUUGCCCGGUUGGUAUCUACAGUCAGUACUGUGCCCAAUUCUUUCUAUAUCUGUGAAACUUUAAGCAGCGUUGACAGAACGGAAAGACUGCGGAUGGGAACAAAAAAAAAGUAAAAAACGAAAAUAAAAAAACAACAACAACAAAAAAAAAUGUUUAUUCAAAUGUAAAGAAUGUAUGUUGUGAUUGUAAUACUGUAUAAGCGAUUGUGUAGCAAAUAAUCUAGUACUAUUCGUUGUGUUAUCUUGAUUUUCAUUCCGAUGGGACGAUAGAUUCCGUUCAUCUAGAAAUGCACCUAAGCAAUGAAAUACAGACUUCUGGAUGAAUUAAACGCCCUAAUUUCACUGCAGUAAGUUGAAUACAUGGAAUCUAUGUACAGGCUAUCUCUCUUAUUGCAAAUCCGAAGGGUCUUGUAGUUCGGCUCGCCUUGCGGCCACUUGAGUUCCUACCUGGUGACCACCAUUUGAAUCCGUGUAGAAUUUAAAGGAAGUAUUAUCUGCUAUACAAUAGACUGCCACUUCAUGGCGCACAGGCUUGCUUUAGGUUUACCCUCCAGUAUCACCUAGCGACAUGCAGAAAAAAGAUUUCUCACACGCAUCACGCAGAUUUAGGCAAGCAGGAAAUAACAAAGAAACAAUAAUAUUGAGAUAUAUAUAUAUAUAUAUAUAUAUAUAUAUAUAUAUAUAUAUAUAUCUUACCUAUGUAACACUGUAUAGCAAGCAAAGAUUAGAUUUAAAUCUCAGUCAGUCAUUCGAUGAGAUUCCAUUGUGAUGUUGCCCAUUGUAACAUAGCUUAAAUGAAAGGGAUUCUCCAACCCCCUAAAAAAAAUAAAAAAUAAAGCCUUAUACUCACCUGCCUGAUCCCCUGCCACAUCCUUCUCAGACGAGCCCAGUUCUGGCUUUAGUUUUAACACACAGGAAGGCCCUGCUUAGCCACUAAACCAGUGGUCUCCAAACUGUGGCCCUCCAGAUGUUGCAAAACUA